AUGAAGAGAUUUUACCCUCCAGCAUCUUCCAAGUUGCCACAACCAAGUUCAUCCUCUCCAAUUGCUACUCCCGUGGAACAAAAUUUGAACCAAUUAGAAGAGCAACCUCAAUCUUCUAAAAGACAAAGACAAGGAGUAGAUCUUGAUUCUUUACCGACUGAUCCAAAGGAGAGAAUACCCAUUAGAGAUUAUCAUCCAAAUGAGCGUGAUGAGAUUAGAAGAGAAUAUCUCCGAAGAGGUUCUUACCAACCCCGGCAUCAUAAGUUUCCUCAAAGAGAUUUUUCGGGCUUAAAGCGCCGUUUCAAUCCUAAAUGGUUUGAUGAAUAUCGUAAUUGGUUGGAGUACAGUGUGAUACAAGAUGCAGCUUAUUGUUUGUAUUGUUACUUGUUUCAAGAUGAAGACAUUCAUCAAGGUGAAGGCGAUUCAAUUCAAACUUCAUUUGAUACGCAAUCCAGUCAAACCAAGCUCGAAUACAAAAUUCGCUUGAAGGCUUCAAUUGAGGUUGUAAGACUCCUAUUGAAUCAAGGAUUGGCAUUUCGUGGAUAUCGUGAAGAUGAAUCAUCAUUAAACAAGGGUAACUUUCUUGAGAUUCUUUCAUGGUAUGCAGAUAGGUGCGAUAAAAUUCGUGAUCUUGUGUUGAAAAAGGCUCCAAAGAAUGAUCAGUUGACCUCUCAUAAAAUUCAAAAAGACAUUAUCAUUGCAUGUAAAAUUGAAACAGUUAAAGAAAUCAUGGAUGAUCUAACUGGAGACUUUUUUGCAUUGCUAGUUGAUGAAUCAUGUGAUGUAUCACGCAAAGAGCAAUUAACUAUUGUCUUGCGAUAUGUUAAUAGAUGUGGAUAUGUGGUGGAGCAUUUUAUUGGGAUCGUUCAUGUUCGUAAUACUAGUGCUUUAUGUUUAAAGGAAGCAAUUGUUGAUUACCUUGCUCAACAUUCUUUGAGUUUAUCUUAUGUGCGUGGACAAUGCUAUGAUGGAGAAAGCAACAUGCAAGGGGAUUUAGGUGGCCUCAAAACUUUGAUUCAACAAGAAAGUAAAUCCGCUUAUUCCAUUCAUUGUUUUGCACACCAACUUCAAUUGACUCUUGUUGCGGUAUCCAAAAAGUGUCUUGAAAUGGGAGAACUUGUAUUGUUGGUUUCUAAUGCAUUGAAUAUAGUGGAAGGUUCUUACAAAUGUAUGGAUGAUCUUCGAGAAUCUCAAGCAGAAAAAGUUCAAAAGGCAUUAGACAUGGGUAAACUUGAAACUGGUAGGGGUUUGAAUCAAGAACUUUGUCUUGCCAGAGCUGCCGAUACUCGCUAG
This is a messenger RNA of Nicotiana attenuata, 1293 nucleotides long. RefSeq names its product zinc finger MYM-type protein 1-like. The transcript has 2 exons. NCBI's taxonomy places the organism in Eukaryota, Viridiplantae, Streptophyta, Magnoliopsida, Solanales, Solanaceae. The record is from RefSeq and is a predicted model, not a curated record. The coding region runs from base 1 to 1293 and encodes 430 amino acids.